This is a messenger RNA of Biomphalaria glabrata, 2983 nucleotides long. RefSeq names its product ketosamine-3-kinase-like. The transcript has 10 exons. The coding region runs from base 1948 to 2889 and encodes 313 amino acids. Lineage: Eukaryota; Metazoa; Mollusca; Gastropoda; Planorbidae. The record is from RefSeq and is a predicted model, not a curated record.
UAGAAUCUAAUAUCUAUAUUGGUUGAAUUAAACCGUUAAUAAAACUUAAUGACUGAACUAUACUACACUACAUUUAUAGGCUUAUAUUUUGGAUACAUUGUCAUGUCCUAUAUUUUGAACUUUUAACUACAAUACAAAGGCAUAAAUCAUAAUCAGUGACAUAUCUAGGGUGGGGGAGGAGGGGGAGAAUUUGAGGAUCCCCUGGGCCCCACUUAUGAGUGUCCUAAUUUUGUUUUUAAAUAAAUUAAAUAUGGAAUUUUAUCUGAGGAACUGAGAGCCAAAUACUGUUGAAGGGUAGCUCUUUUUUUCCAAAACAAAAAUGAAUGGUAUUAUUUCCAGUAGAGUUUGCCCAAAAUAAAUCAUGAAGGUUGACAUCAUGGUUCACUAGAAAGCUUCCAACAGGAGAAAUUUGCAACCGAUCUGGGUUCCUCUUCUCUCCACACUUGGGAUGUCUAUUUUGUUUUGCAUGCAUACUGUUUUCUGAAGCAUCAGAAAGACAUCUAGUGCAUUGAGCAAACCUGGAGUUGGUUUCAAAAAAUGGAAGAAACCUGAGAGACUGAAAGAACAUGAAGAAGGAGUCCACCACAGACAAGUUUUUUUGAAGUGCAAGCUAGAAGAAGAAAAGCUUAAGGCAGAACCAGAUGAACUGUUGCAUAUGUUUCAUGCAAACAUUUUAAAAAAUCAGCAGUAUUGGAGAGGAUAAUCUGAAGCGUUUAGCAGUUACUAUUAAGUAGGCCUACUUAGCAAAAACAAACUCAAGCCUACAUGGUCACAAUGAAAAACUGAAUUCACUCAAUCCUGGGAACUAUCUAGCAUCUUCGAAAUUUCUAAUGGAAUUUGAUGAAGUCACAAAACACCACUUACAUAGAAUCGAAUAUGGGAAGACACAUUAUUUGUCACCAGAAUUUCAAAAUGAGUUGAUAAACUUGAUGGGCAAUCAAGUUAGGGAAUCAAUUGUUGGGAAACUCAAGCAAGUUUGUUACUUUUCUCUGAUGCGUGAUUCCACACCCGUUUUUUUUUUUUUUUACCAAGAACAGGUAUCACUAAUAGUUUGUUACUUGUAAUUUUGAAAUAAAAGAGCCAUUCAUUGGUUACUCUGAAAUUUUGAAACCUGAUAGACAACAUUAUGAAGAUCUUGUUCUGAAAACUCUUAAAGACAUUGGACUGGACUUGGAUCUGUGGAGAGGUCAAACCUAUGAUAAGGCAGCCACAAUGAGUGGCCGUCUUUCUCUUAGACAUAAAUCCAAAGGCAACAUUUCUAAACUGUGAUAAUCACUAUCUGAACCUGGCUGCUCUUCAUUCUGCUGAGAUAGAUCCAGCAGUUGUCACCUUUUUUAGGAACUGUACAUGAAUAGUUAAACUUUUUUUUCCAUUCAUCCCAUGCAGAGAUGGGCCAAACUAAAAGAAGCUGGAGCCUGGAGUUUAAAAAAGGAGAGUAAUACAAGGUGGUCUGCAAGAGAAAAAGCUAUGUCAGCAGUUUCCUUGCAUCUGUCAUCAAGCUGUUGGAGAAACUUUCUGAAUCAACAACUGAAAGAAUGGACACAGAAUGCACAGAAUCUUCUUCAUGCAGUGGAAAAUUAUGAAAAGCAAUUGCUCCCCCCCCCCUCAAAUGUGUGUGUGUGUAGGCCUAUAUAUAUAAUUAAUCUUUAUUACACUGUGACCCUUAUUCAUUCCUGUGGACAUUUUUUCUACCCUAGAAAAGGUUCUUUGAGGUAGUGGAAAGACAGUAGACACCCCACCCUUGCCAGCUAGGGGGUCUGUGAGCUUUCCCAGCAAAGUCUGGACUCCAGUCAUUAUUUCUGGUAUUUAAAAAAAAAUGCAUAUUCUGAGGUAUCUACAAUGCAUUAUCCUGGUAUUAAAAAUUGUAGUUCAAAACAAAAUCUGCUAUUCACUGCACUUUAUUAAAGCUAGGAGCCAAGCAUCUGGUAGAAAUUGUGUAGAAGGAAAAUGAGUUCAACAGAAGAAUUAUUGAAACAUGAGUUAGAACUUCACUGGAUAAAAGGUACUGGCAAAAGUGGAGGAGGCUGCAUCAAUGAGGGAACAGCCUAUGACACAGACAAAGGAUUAAUAUUUGUCAAGUAUAAUUCUAAGCCAGAGGCUUUUCAGAUGUUUGAAGGUGAAUAUGAAAGUCUAGCAGCACUUAAAACAGCUGAUCAGGUCAAGGUGCCUAGUCCAAUAAAGGUUUUAAGAAACCCUAAAGGUGGAGCUAUGUUGGUCAUGGACUAUAUUGACAUGCAAGGAUUGUCUCUUCAUGCUGCUAAACUUGGAGAACAAAUGGCAAGGCUGCAUUUAUUCAAUAAGGGACUAAAGGAAAAGGCAGUAUCUAAACAACAGUCACUUCAUUAUAAAGUAGACUACUCCUGCUAUGUUACACACUUUGGAUUCCCUGUGACUACUUGUUGUGGUUACCUCCCUCAAGACAAUAACUGGAUGGAUAAUUGGCUAGAUUUCUUCGCCAGAAAAAUAGACCAGCACGUCAGGUGGGCUGAAGAAAAGUAUAAUGAUCGUGAUGUUGGUCAAGAAUGGUCUUCUUUACUACCUAAACUUCCAAAACUAUUUCUUGACCUUGACAUUGUCCCUGCACUUCUGCAUGGUGACCUAUGGGGAGGUAAUGCCGCAGAAACUGAUGAAGACCCAGUUAUUUUUGAUCCAGCUUCCUUCUAUGGUCACUCUGAAUAUGACUUGGCAAUCUCCAAAAUGUUUGGUGGCUUUGGGCAGACAUAUUUCAACAGCUACCAUAAUUUAAUCCCUAAACAACAAGGAUUUAAUGACAGACAGGAUUUGUACAUGAUGUUUCAUUACUUCAACCAUUGGAAUCAUUUUGAUGGUGGCUAUAAAAUCUCUACAAUCAGACUCAUGCAUGAUUUAAAUAGAAAACUAUCUUCUUAAGCAGGAAGAUUCAACGGUUGGCGAUGACUUAAAGCAGGCUAAAAAAAUUGUUUUACAUGGUAGGCAUCUAAGUUCUAACAUAAACGAAUGAAAC